Molecule: messenger RNA, 1554 nt
Organism: Pristis pectinata (smalltooth sawfish)
Lineage: Eukaryota; Metazoa; Chordata; Chondrichthyes; Rhinopristiformes; Pristidae
Gene: guca1aa
Product: guanylate cyclase activator 1A
Exons: 4
Coding region: 1-567 (188 amino acids)
Molecular function (GO): calcium ion binding; calcium sensitive guanylate cyclase activator activity
Source: RefSeq, a predicted model, not a curated record
AUGGGAAACUCGCAGGGCACCACUGUGGAUGAUCUACAGGCUGUGGAGCUCCACCACUGGUACAAGAAGUUUAUGACUGAAUGCCCGUCGGGGCAACUGACUUUGCAUGAGUUCAAGCAUUUCUUCGGCCUUAAGGGAUUAAGCCAGGAAGCCAAUGCCUACAUUGAACAGAUGUUUAAAACUUUUGAUAUGGAUAAGGAUGGAUACAUUGAUUUCAUGGAGUACGUGGCUGCCCUUAGCUUAGUCCUCCGAGGCAAGAUGGAACAAAAACUACGCUGGUACUUUAAGCUCUAUGAUGUGGAUGGCAAUGGCUGCAUAGACAGGCAUGAAUUGCUGAACAUCAUUAAGGCUAUACGUGCCAUUAAUGGCUCUCAGCAGGACCAAUCAGCGGAGGAUUUCACAAACCAAGUUUUUGACAGAAUUGAUGUCAAUGGAGAUGGGGAGCUUUCUCUUCCGGAGUUUGUGGAAGGAGCCAAGAAAGAUAACGAGUUUUGUGAGGUGAUGAUGAAGAGUCUUGAUCUCAGACACAUUGUGGCAAUGAUUCAUAAUCGAAGGCACAGUGUGUGAAGUGGAGGUGACAGGCAGGACAUCAGAUGGCAGUGCAUCAGCUGAGCACUUAGCUUUUACCCAGAAACUGUUACCUGGGAGCCAAAAGAAUAAAAAGAACCUCAAAAUGUGAGAGAAUUAUAUCUGAAACUUCCUCUAACAUAACUAAUUGGACAGAAUAAAAAGCUACUGACCCCAACACUGAUGAAUUAACUAAUCUUCAAAAACAUUGUUAAACUAACAUCUGGAAGGAAGACUCCAAGUAUAGCUUGCUUUGUGAGACAAACACUGCAGAGCGAAUCCCACAGGAUGGCCUUAUCUAGCAGCCUUCGGUCUGCUGGGUGAUUACUACGAAUCUUGACCUCCAGUAAUAAGAUGGAAUGAGAGAUGAUGCUAGGACUGGGACUCAGUAACCUUUGAAUAGAUGAUUGCCAUUUAUAAUGCUCCAACUUGCAGCAGUCACUUCUCUGGAUACAUUGAUCGUAAUAGUUAAUUUGACAACACAGCAACACCACCUCUAAAAUCAGACGUGCUCCAUUUUGAAGAUCAUGGAAAACAUUUAUAGCCGGAAGCUAACUCUGAUCCAAACAAUGCUGCAUGUGGCUCAUUUCUGUGAACUGAAGGAACUGACAUAUUGUAAUAAAAAUAGCUGGGAAAACUCAGCAGGUCAGCAGCAUCUGUGGAAAAAGAAGCAGAAAUAACAUUUCAGGUUGAAGAAGAAAGUCAUACUUCAUUGUUCAAAUGUUUUUAUUUCAUUCUGACGAAGUUGAUGAAUUUACUGAUAUCUAGUUAAUAUAUUAAUAUUGUAAUUAAUGUGGAAAUUGAUUCACUAUCAUAUACAGCUUUGUCUUCAUCUGUGCAAACUGUUUAGCCUUGAGUGUGAAGUCUGAAGUAGCCUUCACUGUCUGCUUCAUUACUGCACCAUAUGCUUCAAGCCAUGGUAGAAUGAAGUCAGGAUUUAAAAUCUUACAAAUAUUAAAUUUUCUUUUUGACUCUAAAAUACUGGAA